CAUAAUACGACUAGGAUCAUGGCGCUUGUUUAUCAUGAGGGGACAGUCAAACCUGCAGGUGGAAACCACGACCCCGAGCAGGCAUCCAAUCGUCUGCAUAAAGCCAUACGGGGGCUCGGAACUGAUGAAAAGGUGAUCAUUGAUGUUUUAGCUGGACACAUAAACUACGAACGACAAGAAAUCAAAAAGAUGUACAAAACAAUGUUUGGAAAGGACUUGGUGGAGGACUUAAAGGGUGACCUCAGUGGUCAUUUUGAGAAGCUGUGUCUAUACCUUUUGAUGCCAAGUAGAAUGUUUGAUGCUUGGUGCCUGUACCAGGCAAUGGAGGGCUUAGGGACUGAUGAAGAAAGACUUAUAGAAAUUCUGUGUACGAAAACAAAUAGUGAAAUCCAAGACAUUAAAGAGGAAUAUCAAACUUUUUUCAAAAGAUCAUUACAAGAUGAUGUAAGGAAAGACACAAGUGGCAAUUUUCAGCACAUUCUAAUUAGCCUACUACAAGGGAACAGGAGCGAAGACCAAGAGAUGGAUGACAAAAAGGUCCAAAAAGACGCCAGGGAUUUAUUUGAGGCAGGUGAGAACAGAGUGGGGACCCAUACGUCUGUCUUUAACAGCAUCCUUGCCUCUCGCAGUCCCCCUCACCUCCAGGCCGUGUUUGAGCAGUACAGAAGGAUCAGCCAGCAGGACAUAGAGGGCGCCAUCCGAUCCGAGACCAGUGGAAAUCUGUGCAAGGCUUUCCUGGCUAUUGUAAAGUGUAUAAAAGACCCAACAGAAUACUAUGCAGAAUGUAUCCAUAAAUGUAUUAAAGGACUGGGAACAAAUGAUGAAAGACUCAUGGAAUUAAUUGUCUCCCAUUCUGAGAUUGACUUGAAAGAUAUUGGGGAUGCAUACUUAAAGAAGUAUGGAGAGAGUCUGCCUCUGGCAAUAAAGGGGGAUACAAGUGGAGACUACGGCAAACUGCUUGUGAGACUUGCCACACCCCAGUGAUUCACCCAGAAACAUCACUAUUGCUCCAGUCAAAAGAAUAGCAGCAUGUGUAUUUGCUGUGCCUUGUUUAGGGUACAGGGAAUUCAUCAACAAGUGAUAAUGUGAUCUUGGUACACAUAAAGUUACGUGAAUUCUAAGACCAUUGCAUAUUUUUCAGCUAUGUGAAGGAAACAGUUAUCAAAAGCCCUAUCACAUACACUGUGGAAAUAAGUGGCAGAAUUGCAGAUAUCAAGCUUAUCCUGUUCUUUCUCGUGAAAAGGGAAUAAAGUGUUAGUAUACAUAUUCCAGACUUUACUGUUUCUUAUACUUUUGAUCACUUAGCUUAAUAAAAACACUUAAUACAUC
Molecule: messenger RNA, 1329 nt
Organism: Saccostrea cuccullata (small rock oyster)
Lineage: Eukaryota; Metazoa; Mollusca; Bivalvia; Ostreida; Ostreidae
Product: annexin A4-like
Exons: 9
Coding region: 19-984 (321 amino acids)
Cellular component (GO): cytoplasm
Molecular function (GO): calcium ion binding; calcium-dependent phospholipid binding
Source: RefSeq, a predicted model, not a curated record